AUGUGGAAAGCCAAUAUGGAUAUACAACCGUGUGGUACAAAUGAGUCGAUUGCGUAUUACAUCGCUAAAUACGUGUCAAAAUCAGAACCUACAAACCUAGAUGGUGAAGUAUCUCGAGCUAUUCAACAAAUUAGAAGAGAAGAAACUGACGUCUCGCGUAAGCUGUUUAAAAUAUGCAUGCGCAUAUUAAGAGAACGUCAAGUUUCAGCCUGCGAAUGCGUAUUCAGGCUAUGCCAUUUGAGUAUGCGUGACAGCUCGAGAAAAACAAUUUUUGUCAAUACUCGUAAAGCGGAACAAAGGUAUAAAGUGUUGAAGUUUAAUGAAGCUGGUCAAGCAGCAGGAUAUUGUGCCAAUAUUUUCGAACGAUAUGAAAAGCGACCAGCAGAGCACCCCAACUAUGAUUUUAACAAUAUGUGUCUCAUAGAAUUUGCGAUGUUAUUUGAGCCACACUACACAAAACCGCCAGUUAUAAAUGAAGAGAGCAUCGAUACCGAUGCUUAUGCACCGCACGAGCAAACAACAAGAAGGCGUCUUAUAACUUUAACAGACAACACCAAAAUGACUAAUAGAAACACGCCAGCUGUAGUACGGGUACCUAACUUCGUAGCAGCUUCUGAUCCAGAGUCAUAUUAUUACAGUUUAGUAAUCCAGUAUAUGCCGUAUCGCAAUGAGGCCGAACUUUUAGGAGAAUUUAAUAGUGCCAGAAAUGCGUUUCUCGCCAACGAAGAAAGU
Brenthis ino (lesser marbled fritillary) is the source of this 732-nucleotide messenger RNA. The record is from the annotation of a GenBank genome assembly. NCBI's taxonomy places the organism in Eukaryota, Metazoa, Arthropoda, Insecta, Lepidoptera, Nymphalidae.